AUGGCGGAAGCUCUUGGCCUAGCUGCCAGCGUCAUCGCCGUGGUCGACGUAACCGCCAAAGUCGGGAGCGCCACGUUCAAGCUCAUGAAACUGUGGAACGAGGUAAAGGAAGUACCAACAAUGCUUCUACAGAAAGCGGAACGUGUCAGAGAUCUAGAGAACUUCCUGCUUGAUGCCGAAGACCACAUACAAAGUAGCCCGCUGCCACAAGCCUUCUGGAGUACGAACUACCGCUUGCGGCAACACAUUGAAAAGGUCCGCCGUGCACUUGACGAGGUUCAAGAUAUGGUGGACGAUUUACAAGCCAAGUUGACUGCCCGAAAAGACGGCUUCAGAAGCAAGCUGUUGUCAACCAAGGUUGUGUUUCGGAAAGACGAGUUGAAAGCCUUGGACACGAAGCUUGAUGCAGCUCUCGGUUUAUUUUCCAUCGCACAGAUGCAAUGGAUCAUGUGA
Messenger RNA from Colletotrichum tamarilloi, 453 nucleotides. RefSeq lists its product as uncharacterized. The transcript has a single exon. NCBI's taxonomy places the organism in Eukaryota, Fungi, Ascomycota, Sordariomycetes, Glomerellales, Glomerellaceae. The record is from RefSeq and is a predicted model, not a curated record. Bases 1 to 453 code for a protein of 150 amino acids.